UAUUCGUGGUCGUGGGAGAAGAAAGGAGAAGUGAUCUGUAGCGUUUGUCUCCAAUUUAUCCUCGCCAGUCGCAGCACUUCUUCUUCUUCUUCGUUGGAUCUCCGAGCUGCGUCUUUGACCACCAACCAACCCUGCCGGUUCCAUCGCCUUCAGCGUCCCGUUGAAUAAAUUGAAAGAAACAUUGACUGAAAUGGCUGGACGAGUGAUCCACCAGUUACUGAGAAGGAAACUUGAAUCUCAGUCAACAACCUAUCCUUUUUUGUCAUCUCUCAUCACAAGGAAAGAUGAUGUUGGGUAUACUGGCAUGAAUUCCCUAAGGGCACUUGCACUCCUUGGAGCUGGUGUUUCAGGGCUUUUAAGUUUUGGAACGAUAACAUCUGCUGAUGAGGCUGAACAUGGAUUACCGCCUCCUCACUAUCCCUGGCCUCACAAGGGCAUUCUCAGUUCAUAUGAUCAUGCUUCGAUUCGUCGUGGUCAUCAGGUUUACCAACAGGUCUGUGCAUCUUGUCAUUCUAUGUCACUUAUAUCAUACCGUGAUUUGGUGGGUGUUGCAUACACGGAAGAGGAGACAAAGGCUAUGGCAGCAGAGAUUGAAGUGGUUGAUGGGCCUAAUGAUGAGGGUGAGAUGUUUACACGCCCUGGUAAACUCAGCGAUCGUUUUCCUCAGCCUUAUUCAAAUGAACAAGCUGCUAGGUUUGCUAAUGGAGGGGCCUAUCCUCCAGAUCUAAGUCUUAUCACCAAAGCUCGUCAUGAUGGUCAGAACUAUGCAUUUGCCCUUUUGACUGGUUAUCGUGAUCCCCCUGCUGGUGUCUCGAUUCGGGAUGGGUUGCAUUAUAAUCCUUAUUUUCCUGGCGGAGCAAUUGCAAUGCCUAAAAUGCUUAAUGAUGGUGCCGUAGAGUAUGAAGACGGUACACCUGCAACAGAAUCUCAGAUGGGGAAAGAUGUUGUGACAUUCUUGUCAUGGGCUGCAGAACCGGAGAUGGAAGAGAGGAAACUGAUGGGAUUCAAAUGGAUAUUCGUACUAUCACUAGCAUUACUUCAAGCAGCAUAUUACCGUCGCUUGAAGUGGUCAGUUUUGAAGUCUCGCAAGCUGGUUCUUGACGUCGUCAAUUAGCUUCCAUCUGCUUUUGGUUUCUACUUGUGCUUGUGGGGUAUUGAAAUCGACAAUAAUUAUUAUAUCAGAUCUAGUUUUUCUUGCCAUGUCAAAUAUGCUCCAAUUGGUAAUUAUAAAUGGAGUGACAUGAAGCUCGUUCUUUAUUGAGUUUGAGAUAACAAUAAGCUGCACCAUACGCCCGAUCCGCUUUGCUUAUUUCUUGUGGUAUCAGUUCCAAAUUUUUCAGGGUUAAUUGGUCUUAAAUGGUGGUUUCAAAAUGUUCAUUUUAUUGGCGUUUUACAAUUGCAAUCAGUGACAUUGAAGAAAUGAGAAUCAACAGGCGAUAUGUCCUAUUUAAGUUU
Carya illinoinensis is the source of this 1455-nucleotide messenger RNA. RefSeq names its product cytochrome c1-2, heme protein, mitochondrial-like. NCBI's taxonomy places the organism in Eukaryota, Viridiplantae, Streptophyta, Magnoliopsida, Fagales, Juglandaceae. Gene Ontology annotation, molecular function: heme binding; electron transfer activity. The record is from RefSeq and is a predicted model, not a curated record. The transcript has 8 exons. Gene Ontology annotation, biological process: mitochondrial electron transport, ubiquinol to cytochrome c. The coding region runs from base 191 to 1114 and encodes 307 amino acids.